GGUCGAUGCCACAUAAAAGGCGGAAAAGGCCACGGUAUGGCCGCUCUUGUGCUCCUUACGCUUCUCUCUGAUACUGGUCAAUAUGAACGACGUAAAUUCCACCGAGGACAACGCGGCUGUAAUCGCAGAUAAGUUAGCCGAGCCACCAACGAAUAUGAGCAAGCGUCAACUGAAGAAAUUGCGGAAGCAGGAGAGAUGGCAGGAGCGGAAGCCCGAGAAGAGAUUACAGGAGAGGAUCAAAACGCGGGAGAAGCGCGCGUUCGCGCGCGCGAACAACCUCAGUCUGGGUCCGUCCAGGAAGUUCUUGAAGAAGAGCACCAUGGCGGACAGCGCCUGCACGCUCACAGUGACCAUCGACCUGUCGUUCGACGAGCUGAUGAUCGACAAGGAUAUCGCCAAGUUGACGAAACAGAUAUUGCGGUGCUACACGUUGAACAGAAGGGCCGCGGCACCCAUGCAAUUUUCCCUCACCGGCUUCACGGGGAAGUCGCGCACCAGCAUGGAGAAGCACAACGGAUACGAGCAUUGGGAUGUGAGCUUUCACACGGAGCCGUAUAUCAACAUUUAUCCCAAAGACAAGAUCAUUUAUCUCACGAGUGAGUCGAAGAACGUGAUAGAUCAUCUGGAACACGAUUGCGUGUACGUCAUAGGUGGUCUCGUCGAUCAUAACGCACAUAAGGGUAUGUGCCACAAAUUAGCGAUAGAGGCGGGCGUUAGGCACGGCCGUCUGCCGUUAGACAAGUUCCUACAAAUGAAAGCAAGAAAAGUGUUGACUAUUGAUCAUGUCUUCGAGAUACUGCUGAGAGUCUCGGAGGGCAAUACCUGGCAGGAGGCGUUUUUAAAAGUGCUGCCGGAGAGGAAGAACGCUCGUCCGAUCGGUUCUGUGCAAUCCAAAGAAGACGGAGCGCAAGAUUCGAAACCUGUUGAUGUAAAUAAUGCGAUGCCGAUUGACACAAGUAAUGCCGUACCAAUUGAUAUAAAUAAUACGAGGCCGGUUGAUGUAAAUAACGUAGUUGAUGUAAAUAAUACAGUGACGAUUUUAAAAGACGUUUGCGAUAAGGAGAGCGAUUGCAAACCCGAGUGCAACGCAGACUCGAAGGAAAUCUUAAACGAGAAUUCGCGUAUAACGUAGAUCCGCGAACGGUGGAAUUUGUACAAAAAAAAAACGCAAAUAUUUAAGAAUUCGCGACGUGCAAAAAGCAGAAUAAAUUUUUACAAAUAUAAAAAAAUACAAUAUUUAUACACGCAAGAAAUCGAACCGCGAAACGUUCGAUCAAAUCGAUCGGAUUUGUUUUUAUCCGAAUAUAAAUUAUAAUGGCAAUUUGCCAUUUCAUUUUGACGCUAAUCCUUUUUGCUGUUUCGCGAUGCCGUGGGGAUCUCAAAGUCUAUUUUAUCGUUCUAUUUUUAAAAGGCCGCCGAAAAAUAUGCGGUUAUGCCAUAUUGCGCCGCUAGGUAAAGGCCGUGUAUAUACAUAUAAUAACAACAGCAUAUAUUUUUGUAUAGUCUGUCGUGUAUUUUCAAAUAUACGAGAUGCGUAGACAAGAGCAGCAAGACGGUAAACACCAAUUAUAAACGGGCUACAAAAACCGCGUCGGACUCUCGACAAAACACUUCGUCAAUAUCUUCUCGCG
Messenger RNA from Wasmannia auropunctata (little fire ant), 1631 nucleotides. RefSeq names its product tRNA methyltransferase 10 homolog A. NCBI's taxonomy places the organism in Eukaryota, Metazoa, Arthropoda, Insecta, Hymenoptera, Formicidae. Gene Ontology annotation, cellular component: nucleoplasm; nucleus. The record is from RefSeq and is a predicted model, not a curated record. Gene Ontology annotation, molecular function: tRNA binding. Gene Ontology annotation, biological process: tRNA N1-guanine methylation. The transcript has 5 exons. The coding region runs from base 83 to 1132 and encodes 349 amino acids.